Acanthosepion pharaonis is the source of this 1167-nucleotide messenger RNA. The record is from the annotation of a GenBank genome assembly. NCBI's taxonomy places the organism in Eukaryota, Metazoa, Mollusca, Cephalopoda, Sepiida, Sepiidae.
AUGAAAUCUAGCAAUUAUUCCUCGCCGGCCCCCGAUCUAGGUCCUGUCCACUUAAACUUUUUUUCUUAUUACGGCCGGAUGCUCUUCGCAAUGGAGUUUUUGACACUGCUUAUUGGUUACUUGCUUGUAUUUUCUUUUUUUACCGUUGUGUGUAUAUGUGGUGACCAUCCAUCUUGCAUUAAUGGACCAAUUGGCUGGGUCAAACGCUCAUUAACAAAGGCAUUUUUUUGUUUGAUUCCUAAGCAAAUUGUUGACCUUGGCACAAGAUUUGUUUAUUAUGUUUACCAACAAAGGAAUCCUACAAUGCAGAUCGUGUUUGGCAUCUUGGUACUCUCUGGUCAUGCAAUUGUCGUGAUUGACAUCUUCCCGAUUCUCUACGGUAUUUUCCAUGAUGACAACCACGUUCUCGUGCCUAUGCUGCUGCUGUUUCUCAAUCUUUUUGUCUUUUACAAAUUAUGCGGAGCUGAUCCAGGGGAGAUAACUAAGGAUAACCACGGAGUCUACUCUUUCAUCUACCCUUACGAUGGCGCAAUCUAUCAAAAGAAAACAAUUUGUAAAACAUGCAAUUUCUCCAAGCCAGCCAGGUCGAAGCAUUGUAGUGUUUGCAAUAGAUGUGUUCAUCGGUUUGACCACCAUUGCGUCUGGACAAACAACUGCAUUGGUGCCCUGAACAACCAUUAUUUCCUUGCAUUUCUCAUCACCCUCAUCAUGAUGUGUGUGAAUGGCUUUUAUAUGGCCCUUCGUUCAAUUGUCAGUAUUGCUCAAUAUUCAGGAAUGGUAGAUGCCUUGAUUAUGCAAGCCAAUGGCAAAAUGACUCCUGUUACAUUGUCUGCUUUGGUCCAGCAUCUUUUCAUGCAGUUCCCUCGCAUUAUAUUCCUCAUGGCUUCUCUCUCAGUACUCUCUCUUUUAAUGGCCGGUUUCACAGUUUACCAUCUCUACCUUAUGUUUACAAACCAGACAAGCAAUGAACGCUACAAAAUAGGAUCAAUAAAGAAUAGCGAAAGAUGCUGCAGGAAAGAGAACACAGAAGCGACACAAUCCAAGAAGCCGAAUAAGAGAAAGACUUUAAACACCAGACCUUACAACCAGGGCUUCCUGAAAAAUAUAGCCCAGGUGUUGUUUCCAAAGAAUUACAUUGAGAAACACAAGAAAGUUUCUCAUAGAUGA